This is a messenger RNA of Musca domestica (house fly), 2147 nucleotides long. It is a transcript of the gene nst, whose product is annotated as phosphoacetylglucosamine mutase. The transcript is spliced from 3 exons. Gene Ontology annotation, biological process: carbohydrate metabolic process; UDP-N-acetylglucosamine biosynthetic process. Gene Ontology annotation, molecular function: phosphoacetylglucosamine mutase activity; magnesium ion binding. Lineage: Eukaryota; Metazoa; Arthropoda; Insecta; Diptera; Muscidae. Bases 122 to 1771 code for a protein of 549 amino acids. The record is from RefSeq and is a predicted model, not a curated record.
AGUGACAUUUCCCAGUUGGCGAUUUUGUUUGGAUUGAGUCGGGUCGGUGAUUGAUUGGGGUCUUCAAAUAUUUUCUCUUUUAAAAUAAUUUAAACAAAAAACACCUUUAAAAUUAAUCACAAUGUCUAUUAAUUUGCGAACUGUGUAUGCAUUUGCUCGGGAAAUGUACCAAAAGAAAUCGAACGCUCGCAUACAGUAUGGAACAGCUGGAUUUCGUGGAAAUGCUGAUAACCUGGACAGCACAAUGUUCCGCAUGGGAGUUUUGGCCACUUUAAGAUCCCGUGUUCUUGGUGGUGCUGUUAUUGGAGUCAUGAUUACUGCUUCACAUAAUCCUGAGCCCGACAAUGGUGUGAAACUUAUUGAUCCCAAAGGAGAAAUGUUAGAUCCAAGUUGGGAAGUUAUUGCCACUGACUUAGCCAACGUGACUGACCAAGAACUUGAAGAACAGGUCGCCAAAAUAAUCAAGGAAAACAACAUUGAUGUCAGUUCAUCUUCAAAUGUCUAUGUGGGCAUGGAUAAUCGUUAUCACAGUCCACGUCUACUAAAGGCAGUAGCCGAUGGUGUUAUUGCCUUAAAAGGCAACGUUAAAGAAUUUGGAAUUGUAACAACGCCAAUGAUGCACUACUAUGUUGUGGCAGCCAAUACAAAAGGAGCUUAUGGACAGCCGACUGAGGAGGGGUAUUAUACCAAACUCAUAACAGCAUUUAAUGCGCUAAGAGGCGACAAAUUGGAAAACGGCAAUUAUAGGAACUUGCUAUUGUUUGAUGGUGCAAAUGGUGUUGGAGCUCGAAAAAUGUUGCAGUUCAUUAAGAGGAUGAACAACACACUGAAUGUAGAAGUAUUUAACAAAGGCGAUGGAAAAAUCAAUCAUGAAUGUGGUGCUGACCAUGUGAAGGUUCAACAAAAAGUGCCUAUAUGUAUGCCAAAAGCGGAUCCAAACACAAGAUGUGUAAGUGUAGAUGGUGAUGCAGAUCGGGUAGUUUAUUUCUUCACCGAUGAAAAUGGCACCUUCCAUCUACUUGAUGGUGAUCGUAUUGCCACUUUAUUCGCCGACUAUUUGAUGGAUAUGGUUAAAAAAUGUGGCCUCGAAUUAAAUUUGGGCUUGGUACAAACAGCUUAUGCAAAUGGCGCUUCCACUGACUAUAUUGUCAAUAAACUAAAAGUUCCAGUUGCAUGUGUUCCCACUGGUGUAAAGCAUUUGCAUCAUAAAGCUUUAGAAUUCGAUAUUGGCGUUUAUUUUGAAGCCAAUGGCCAUGGUACUGUCAUAUUCAGCGACAAUGCCAAAAACUUAAUAAAGAAAGCCGCUGGAGAGGGAAACAUUAAUGCCAAACAAUUCCUAUUGAUUAUCGAUGUCAUUAAUGAGACUGUUGGGGAUGCUAUAUCAGACAUGUUGCUUGUGGAAACUAUUCUAAAUCAUAAAGGCUGGGAUGUAAAAGACUGGCUGGGCUGUUAUGAAGAUUUGCCCAAUUUGCAAUUAAAAGUUAAAGUGCAAGAUCGUAACGUCAUUACAACAACUGAUGCGGAGAGAAUUUGUGUAACACCUGUGGGAUUGCAAGAAGCAAUUAAUGGCGCAGUAGCCAACUAUAAGCGUGGCCGUUCAUUUGUACGCCCAUCAGGAACGGAAGACGUUGUUCGUGUCUAUGCCGAAGCAGCAACUAAAGAGGAUUGUGAAAGCUUAGCCUAUGACGUCGGAAUUUUGGUGCAUAAAAUGGCUGGUGGUGUUGGUCCAGAUUUGGUGCAUCCCAAUAGUUGUGUAAAAGCUCACUUCUAAAAGCUCAUAGAUUUUGAUAUGUCUCAUAAUAUAUUUGCUGCCUGCCUUGAAAAGGAUAUUUUGUUAAACAUAAUUUUUUCAACUGACCGAUAAUGUUAAUCUCAAUAUAUAUUAGAGACGUGAUUUUUAUAUGUACGUUAGCUGUUUUUUGUAAAUUGCCGAUUGUGGUAUUUUAUUAUUGUAUUUUAGGAGAACACUUUUUAUUCAAAUGGUUAACAUAAUAUCAAAUGUUAGAUUUAUAAUUAGUUUAAUGCUGUUCACAAUAUGCUGAAUUUAAAUGUAUGUAUGUAUUUCUGUCAAAACGUAUCUUAAAAAAAUAUUUAUAUCAUGCAUUUAUAUACCACAAUAAUGAGAUUAUUUGAACUUGAAAGAAAAA